Molecule: messenger RNA, 411 nt
Organism: Racocetra fulgida
Lineage: Eukaryota; Fungi; Glomeromycota; Glomeromycetes; Diversisporales; Gigasporaceae
Source: the annotation of a GenBank genome assembly
CUAAGCGUCCACGAAAGCAUGAAAAUUUCCAUAAACAGCGUGAUAGAGGAUAUAUUGAACGAUUUUCCUGUAAUGGUACUUUAAAAAUAGUACUUAAUAUGGAAACAAACAUAGCAACAAUUGAUCUUCAGCAUAAUUUACUUCAUAAGCGUCCAGAUCGGUUUAAUACGUCUGAUGAUAUUAAAGCUGAAAUAAAGAAGAAUAUUCAUCUUACACCCGCAGAUAUUUUUAAGCAAUUGGAACAACAAAAUCCAAACUUAACUCAAAAACAAGUUCACGCAUGGUGGUCCUAUUUUUUAAAAAAGGAGUAUAUUUGUGAUGAGAAUGAUCAAUUAAAUUCUGCAAGAAUACUUGUUGAACAAAAUAAAUGCAAGAUCACUUUGUUCAACACUCAAAAUAUUCAAUAUUUGG